This is a messenger RNA of Didymosphaeria variabile, 1227 nucleotides long. RefSeq lists its product as uncharacterized. The transcript has a single exon. Gene Ontology annotation, molecular function: hydrolase activity, acting on carbon-nitrogen (but not peptide) bonds. The record is from RefSeq and is a predicted model, not a curated record. Lineage: Eukaryota; Fungi; Ascomycota; Dothideomycetes; Pleosporales; Didymosphaeriaceae. The coding region runs from base 1 to 1227 and encodes 408 amino acids.
AUGCGUCUCGAAAAUUCAUAUUGCUCUCUCUUCGGUGCUGUUCUACUAGCAUCUCCAGCCCUCGGGUGCGGAGGCAACGCCGUUCCAUUCGAUAUCCCGAGCGUCAUCACUGCCAACAACCUCGCCCGCUCGAACGGUACCAUGCUUCACAAGAAGAUUGCAUUGAACAACGUCCGCGUCUUCGACGGUACAUGCAUUCUGCCACCUUCCACCGUCGUCAUCGAUGGCCCUCUCAUCGGCUCAGACACUACGGGUGCUGAACAUAUCGACGGCAAGGGAGGCGUACUGUUGCCAGGCUUAAUCGAUGCUCAUUGCCACCCUGCGAACAUGACGCAUAUGCAGGAGCUCGCGAAAUGGGGAGUCACAAGCGGUUUUGCGAUGGCUUGCUUCUCACAAGAGCUAUGCUCAUCGCUCACCAACCAUACCGGCCUCCCUUCUCUCUUGCGAACGAGCGUUCCUGCUUCGGCGCCGGGCAGUGCACAUGGAAAUAUAUCGAUAGCUGCUACAGGCGACAUCUCGCUCGUUAUUAACGGCACAGAGGCGGUCCCAUCGUGGAUAAGCCGUCAGCUCGCCGAUCAAGACCCUGACUACUUCAAGUUCAUCGCCGAAACACCGGGUCUCGACCAAGCUACAUUAGACUUGCUCGUCAAGAACGCUCACCAGUACGGCAAGAAAAGCGUUACUCAUGCUGCCACACGCGAGGCGUAUGCUCAGGCUAUCCUCUCCCGUACAGAUCACAUCCACCACACUCCGCUCGAUCACGAAAUUUCUCCCGCUUUGGUCGAAAACAUGUUGCAGCAGGGUCAAUUCUCUACACCGACGCUGACGAUGAUGCGCACCACCGCUCUGAACAACAGAACCACAUCCAGCAACAACUUCACCGCCGCGCUCUCAACAACGUCCCUCCUUCAUAAAGCUGGUGUACCUAUCCUCACCGGCACGGACGCAAACACACAGACUGGUGUUCCUGCGACGGUGCCGUUCGGGUCCUCACUGCAUGACGAGCUAGAGAACCUUGUCGAGGCAGGCAUGUCGAACAUAGAAGCACUGCUGGCGGCUACUGUAACGCCUGCGAGGGCUUUUGGGCUGUGGGAUAGGGGCACGAUUCAGGUAGGUAUGAGGGCAGAUCUCGUGCUUGUGGGCGGUGAUCCGCUCGAGGACAUCAAGAACACGAAGGAUAUUAAAAGAGUAUGGAUUGGCGGUGUGCAGGUUGGGCAGCAGCAGUGA